Selaginella moellendorffii is the source of this 1053-nucleotide messenger RNA. RefSeq names its product E3 ubiquitin-protein ligase At3g02290. The transcript has 4 exons. The record is from RefSeq and is a predicted model, not a curated record. Gene Ontology annotation, molecular function: ubiquitin-protein transferase activity. Lineage: Eukaryota; Viridiplantae; Streptophyta; Lycopodiopsida; Selaginellales; Selaginellaceae. The coding region runs from base 119 to 820 and encodes 233 amino acids.
GCUAGAAGUACAAGGAAAGGCAAGGGGGAAGGGGCGCUAGGGCAGGAGGAUGGAAUUCCGGAAAUAAAAAGGGCGAGCGAUCGAUCCAUUCCAGGUUUUUAGGGCUGUGGAUCUUCCCAUGGGGAGCUUGUGCUGCUGCCCGGUUCCAGAGAAUGUGGAGGAGCUCGUCUCCUACCCCAAUGGCACGCUCUACCAGCGCUGUGCUUGCCUCCAAGGCUGCAUGAGAUGGCUCCUCUUCUGGUACGCGUCGAUGUUCGAGAGGAUUGGGCCGGGCUUGCCAUCGACGCAUCAGUCGCCUCCAUCGGCGUCCGGGGUGGUGGUGUCCGCGCCGCGCUCCUCCGACUCGCUCGACACUUUCAGAGCUCCUCCGCGGCCGCUGCCUUACGACGUGGAUGCCAGAUACGUGAGGCUGCCGCGCGAUGGCUUGGUUUCCAGGAGGGACAAGAUUGGGAUGAGCCACUACAGUAGCGAGAGCGGUGGCGGCGGCGGCGGCGAGGCGCUGGCGCUGCUCCCCCGGCAGAGCUCCGACUCGGCGGCGGCGGCGGAGCACGCCGAAGACUCGGACUCGAUCGACAAGCAGCAGCUCCAGCAGCAGCACUCGUCCAAGCUUCUGACCAAGUCGGAGUCGAUGCUGUCGCUCAUUGACGACGAAGACGCGUGCCCGACUUGUCUCGAUGUAUAUACACCCGAGAAUCCCAAGAUCAACACCGAGUGUGGCCACCACUAUCACCUCGCUUGCAUCCUGGAAUGGAUGGAGAGAAGCAAGCACUGCCCAGUCUGUGACAAGGAGAUGGUGUUUCACGAGAGCACGGGGGCGUGACUGGCUGGUUCCUGCGAGGAGGAAUUUGUAUAUAACACUCGAUGGAAGAAGAAGAAGAACAAAGAAGAAGAAGGAAGAACACAUUUGUAAGUAGUAGUAUACCAGGUGCUGUGCUAGACAAAGAGUGGAGAAUGGCGAUUCCACCAUGUUAACAGCGAGCGCAUUGCUUGAGGUGCUUUAAUCGAGUCGCCCACCAAUGGAAAGAACAAUUUAAUACAAAUCUUAAAAGUAAA